This is a messenger RNA of Anoplophora glabripennis (Asian longhorned beetle), 1266 nucleotides long. RefSeq lists its product as uncharacterized. The record is from RefSeq and is a predicted model, not a curated record. The transcript has a single exon. Gene Ontology annotation, molecular function: nucleotide binding; DNA-directed DNA polymerase activity; DNA binding. The coding region runs from base 1 to 1266 and encodes 421 amino acids. Gene Ontology annotation, biological process: DNA replication. Lineage: Eukaryota; Metazoa; Arthropoda; Insecta; Coleoptera; Cerambycidae.
AUGCCACAGAAAAUUUGUAGUAAAUGCGGUGUUAGACUGCAGAUUUUAAGGUGCAACGAGCCCAUUUCACCAUUCCUCCACCACCUCAUAACCAUGAGGAAAAAAUUCAAGCAGGUGGUGGUUAUGGCUCACAACGAGCAAACCUUCGACCACCAGUUCUGCCUCAACUACAUCCUGACGCAGACGGACCUGACCCCCGAACUCAUCAUGCGAGGGACGAAAAUAAUUUCCAUGGUCGUGGAGAACGUAAAGUUCCUGGACAGUCUAAAUUAUUUCCCCAUGGCGCUGUCCAAGUUGCCCAAGGCUUUCGGCUUGGGUGAUAAUUUCAAGAAAGGCUAUUUCCCCCAUCUUUUCAACACUGCAGCCAACACAAAUUACGUGGGUCCCCUACCAGCCGCCGAAUACUAUGACCCCGAUCAUAUGAAACCGGAAGAUCGCUCCAAGUUUUUCGAGUGGCACGAGGAACAUAAAAACGACGAGAUUAACAUGCAGCGCGAUCUCGUCGAAUAUUGUAUAUCAGAUAUGGAGAUCCUAACAGCAGCAUGUCUCAAGUUCCGACAGCAGCUGAUGGAAACGGGAAACGUCUGCCCGUACACGGAAGCCUGUACCAUAGCCUCUGCCUGCAAUAAGGUGUAUAGGCGCAAUUUCCUACAGCCGAAGACCAUCGGCAUCAUCCCCAAAGGCGGCUACAGAUGGCGCGACAAUCAAAGCAAGAUAGCUAUCCAAUGGCUUGUGUGGGAGGAACACCAGCGACAAAUAAACAUCCAACACGCCGCUAAACAGCAAGAAUCUCGAGUCGCUGGUGUAAAAGUCGAUGGGUAUGCCGCAGAGAGCAAUCAGGUGUUUGAGUUCCACGGCUGCUACUAUCACGGCUGCCCCGCGUGUUACAAGCACAAUCGAGACAUCCCCAUGCCUGAAGAUCCUUCUCAGACAUUAAACACUCGCUACGAAACCACCAUAGCAGAAACAUCAAGACUUCUAGGCCUUGGUUACGAGGUCGUUGAGAUGUGGGAAUGUGAGUUUAGGCGUAACCUUCAGAAGAACGACUUCGAAAUCCGCAACUAUACCGAAAACCACCCACUCGUAACCCUAACACCGCUAAACCCUAGAGAUGCUUUCUACGGAGGCCGUACAGGGAACACAGUCGAAUACUACAAGUGCGGUCCAGGGGAGAAAAUCAAAUACGUCGAUGUCUGCUCCCUCUACCCCUGGGUCUGCAAGUACGGCAAGUUCCCCAUAGGACAUCCAAAAGUUUAUGUGGGUUAG